CGACGCCGCAACCUCACGAUGUCAGAUGAUUGCAGACAGGCAUUUGGUGGAGGUGACCCUGAAAGAAUUAUCUCGAGCCGCAACGCCUCCCUACGUGCUGCAGUCUGAGCAACUCUCCUUCGUCAUCGCUGCUUGCAAGAGAAGGGAUGCGAGGGCACUGGGGUUGCAGCGGCCCAAUCGACCCCGUCUAAUGUUUCCAGGUACCAAGUGGUGUGGUCCAGGCGAUGAGGCUGACAGUUUUGAUGACCUGGGUGAGCUGAGGGAGGUGGACGCCUGCUGCCGUGAACACGACCAGUGCCCGGACAACAUCAAGCCUCAAGAGACCAAGCAUAACAUCACUAAUGACUCCGGCUUUACAAUGCAGAUAUUUGAACUCAAUCCAGGAUCUGAGGACAAAUAUUAA
Hyalella azteca is the source of this 403-nucleotide messenger RNA. RefSeq names its product phospholipase A(2)-like. The record is from RefSeq and is a predicted model, not a curated record. Gene Ontology annotation, biological process: arachidonate secretion; phospholipid metabolic process. The transcript is spliced from 4 exons. Lineage: Eukaryota; Metazoa; Arthropoda; Malacostraca; Amphipoda; Hyalellidae. The coding region runs from base 26 to 403 and encodes 125 amino acids.